UACCCUGGUUCCUACGGCUAUGUAAUUUAUAUUUUUGUAAUAAUUGAAAAAAAAAUCACACUGCAAUAUAUGUACAGUGUAUAUGUUGGACCAUGACUUUGUCUUUACAGGUUUUCCAAAUGUAAUUGGAUGUAUAGAUUGCACCCAGAUCAAAAUCAGUAGACCAAAUGAAAAUGAAGCUGACUAUGUGAACCGGAAAGGGUUCCACAGUUUGAACAUACAGAUGGUAUGUGAUCCAAAUUUCCGAAUCACCUCACUCUCUGCCCGAUGGCCUGGGUCUUGUCAUGAUGCCAGAAUUUGGAGGACAUCUGCUUUAUACCAAAAAUUUGAAAAUGGUGAUGUUGAUGGUAUUUUACUUUGAGACUCUGGGUAUCCUCUGACGAAAUAUUUAUUAACUCCCUAUCUGACACCUCGUGACCCAUCUGAGGAGAGAUUUAACUCAAGUCUUUGCAGAACCAGGGUUGUGAUAGAACAAACUUUUGGCAUUCUAAAGAGGAAAUUCCAGGCCUUGCAUUUUGGUCUCCGGACAACACCUGACCAGGCAGUCACAUACAUUACAGCAUGUAGUAUACUUCACAACAUUGGCGUGGAGAGAAAGGACACCAUGAUCAGCAGUGACUGCCGAGAUUUGAAUAUUGCAGAGUGCCAGCAUCAUGUAAUUAAUGGUCCUUUGCCACAGGCAAGAAAUGAUGAAAUUGCAAAGAGGAUAUCUAUCACACAAGGGUUCUUCUGAGGUCUUAAAUGUUUUGAAUAGAAAUGUGUCAAUAUCAAAUCUCAAGCAAAUUAAAAAAAAAAACUUAUACAGUAGUAGUAGAAAACUAGCUAUAAUAAAAUAUUUAUAUCCCCGCUCCAAAGGAGCUUGACAUUUUACCACAUUCUUUGCAGAAGCAUUCCAUAACGUACAUUCAUUUCAACUUCCUGACCAGAGAGAUGGUGUCAUGAAGAGAGUGGCAAACACCAAUGGAUUUUUUUUUUAUUUUGUCAGUAAGAAUGUUGUUCAUGACCAAUCGACUCGCUCAGAUGAGCAAUAUGGCCCAUGGUCCCCUUGUUUAACUAAGAACUACUAAGUCACUAAAAGCUGACUUAUGAAAACUCUGUUUUGUUUUGUUGUUUUUUUUGUAUUUUUGAAAAUUAGCUUUGUAUGUAAUGAGAAAGAAAAUUAGUCAGAAACAUUAUUUGUUUAAUGUUCAUAAUGAUUUCAUAAUGAUUCUUUUAAUAAACAUGAAAAACUACAGCUCUGCAGAGAGCUCAGUCAAAAAAGAGGGAUAUGA
This is a messenger RNA of Saccostrea cuccullata (small rock oyster), 1271 nucleotides long. RefSeq names its product putative nuclease HARBI1. The transcript is spliced from 3 exons. Lineage: Eukaryota; Metazoa; Mollusca; Bivalvia; Ostreida; Ostreidae. The record is from RefSeq and is a predicted model, not a curated record. Bases 83 to 361 code for a protein of 92 amino acids.